GCGCAUCAUCAUCACCCCACCAAAGCUCUGCUGUUGAAGCGGCUGCUACCUCAUCAUGAUGUGAUUUUUUUUUUUCUCAUCAUCCCUGGAAACAGAGAUGUCUGAUAGACAGAAUUAAUGUAUUGAUCUCUUGGACUUUUUCAGGAUUACGUUUCGGUGCCUCUCCAGCGUAUUUGCAGCCUGUUCGUGUCGCCCAGACAUGGCACAGCAGAACGGUGCUGCCAAGAAGAACCCGGCUGUUGCGGCAUUGCACUCUCACUUCAUUGUGGGAUCAGUAUCGGAGGAAAACUCAGAGGAUGAAAUCCAAGGGAAGCCUGACUUGCGGCUGGAGGAAAAGGAGACUCGCUCCUUGUCGCCAUCCUCUGAUAGCUCAAGCAGCACCUUUGAUAUGGGAUUCGACAACAAUGAUGGCCCCUUGCACAAUCUAAGACCAAGCAUGUCGGGGCUGCACCUGGUAAAGCAAGGCAGAGAUCGCCGGCGUAUAGAUCUCCAGAGGGACUUCACUGUGGCUUCUCCUGCUGAAUUUGUCACCCGCUUUGGUGGCAACAAGGUUAUCGAGAAGGUGCUUAUCGCCAACAAUGGCAUUGCGGCGGUCAAGUGCAUGCGCUCCAUCCGCCGCUGGGCCUAUGAGAUGUUUCGCAAUGAAAGAGCAAUCCGCUUUGUUGUAAUGGUGACCCCAGAGGACCUGAAGGCCAAUGCAGAGUACAUUAAAAUGGCCGAUCAUUACGUGCCUGUGCCAGGAGGGACUAAUAACAACAACUAUGCUAAUGUCGAGCUCAUUCUGGACAUUGCCAAACGCAUACCUGUUCAGGCUGUGUGGGCUGGAUGGGGUCAUGCCUCAGAGAACCCCAAACUUCCAGAGCUGCUUCAUAAGAAUGGCAUCGCUUUCAUGGGUCCCCCAAGUCAGGCUAUGUGGGCUCUAGGAGACAAGAUUGCUUCGUCCAUCGUGGCUCAGACUGCUGGCAUCCCAACCCUGCCCUGGAGCGGCUCAGGCCUGACAGUAGAAUGGACAGAGAACGACCAAAAGAAGAAAAUAAUCAACGUUCCUUCUGACGUGUAUGAACUUGGCUGCAUCCAGGAUGUGGAGGAUGGCCUGAAGGCUGCAGAAAAAGUCGGCUACCCUGUCAUGGUGAAGGCCUCAGAGGGAGGCGGAGGAAAAGGCAUCCGUAAAGUCAACUCAGUUGAUGAUUUCCCUAAUCUCUUCAGACAGGUCCAGGCAGAAGUUCCAGGAUCACCUAUUUUCGUCAUGCAGCUGGCUAAGCACGCCCGCCACCUAGAGGUCCAGAUCCUGGCUGAUCAAUAUGGCAAUGCCAUUUCCCUGUUUGGUAGAGACUGUUCUGUGCAGCGACGGCACCAGAAAAUCAUAGAGGAGGCUCCUGCUACCAUCGCCACUUCGGAUGUGUUUGAGGAUAUGGAAGGGUGUGCAGUGAAGCUGGCUAAGAUGGUGGGUUACGUCAGUGCAGGUACAGUAGAGUAUCUCUACAGCCAGGAUGGCAGCUUCUACUUCCUGGAGCUCAACCCUCGUCUGCAGGUGGAACACCCCUGUACGGAGAUGGUGGCUGAUGUCAACCUGCCUGCUGCCCAACUGCAGAUUGCUAUGGGUAUUCCUCUUCAAAGAAUCAAAGACAUCCGGAUGCUUUAUGGGGUCCAGCCCUGGGGAGACUCUCCAAUUGACUUUGAGGGUCUGUCGACAGCCCCCUCCCCACGGGGCCAUGUCAUUGCAGCACGUAUUACCAGUGAAAACCCUGAUGAGGGCUUCAAACCAAGCUCUGGAACAGUGCAAGAGCUGAAUUUCCGCAGCAAUAAGAACGUGUGGGGCUACUUCAGUGUUGCAGCGGCUGGAGGGCUGCACGAGUUUGCUGACUCCCAAUUUGGACACUGUUUCUCUUGGGGAGAGAAUCGGGAAGAAGCCAUCUCCAACAUGGUGGUAGCGCUGAAGGAAUUGUCUAUCAGAGGAGACUUCAGGACCACAGUGGAAUACCUCAUUAAGCUGCUGGAGACGGAAAGCUUUCAGCACAACAGCAUUGACACCGGCUGGCUGGACAGGCUUAUCUCUGAGAAGAUGCAGGCGGAGCGUCCCAAUACCAUGCUGGGAAUUGUGACCGGGGCUCUUCAUGUGGCAGAUGUCAAUCUAAGGAACAGUGUGUCCAACUUUCUGCAUUCUCUGGAAAGGGGCCAGGUGCUGCCAGCUCACACACUACUCAACACUGUGAACGUGGAGCUGAUCUAUGAAGGCACUAAGUACGUCCUGACAGUGACGCGCCAGUCUCCCAACUCCUAUGUGGUCAUCAUGAACAACUCCUCGGCUGAGGUGGACGUACAUCGGCUCAGUGAUGGAGGUCUUUUGCUGUCUUAUGAUGGAAGCAGCUACACUACCUACAUGAAGGAAGAGGUGGACAGGUAUCGCAUCACGAUUGGGAACAAGACCUGUGUUUUUGAAAGGGAGAAUGAUCCUUCGCUGCUACGAUCUCCUUCAGCAGGAAAGCUUAUCCAGUACACAGUCGAGGAUGGUGGGCACGUGUUUUCUGGCCAGUGCUACGCUGAAAUAGAGGUGAUGAAGAUGGUAAUGACCCUCACAGCUUUGGAGUCUGGUUGUAUUCACUAUGUGAAGAGGGCUGGAGCAGCACUGGACCCUGGCUGUGUCAUUGCCAAGCUGCAACUGGAUGACCCAAGCAGAGUGCAACAGGCAGACCUGUUCACAGGGCCACUGCCUACUAUCCAGGCAGUAGCUCUGAGAGGCGAAAAGCUACACAGAGUCUUCCACAACACACUGGAUCAUCUUGUUCACAUAAUGAGUGGCUACUGUCUUCCUGAGCCCUUUUUCAGUGCUAGGUUGAAAGAGUGGGUGGAAAGGAUGAUGAAAACCAUGCGUGAUCCCUCUUUGCCACUGUUGGAGCUUCAAGACAUCAUGACCAGUGUGUCAGGUCGCAUCCCCCCUGCUGUGGAGAAGUGCAUCAAGAAGGAGAUGGCUCAGUAUGCUAGCAACAUCACCUCCGUGCUCUGCCAGUUUCCCAGCCAACAGAUCGCAAACAUCCUGGACAGCCAUGCUGCUACUCUUAACAAGAAGUCAGAGAGAGAAGUCUUCUUUAUGAACACACAAAGCAUUGUUCAGCUGGUGCAGAAGUAUCGCAGUGGCAUCAGAGGUCACAUGAAGGCGGUGGUGAUGGACUUGCUCAGACAGUACCUGAAAGUAGAGAUCCAGUUUCAGAAUGGACACUAUGACAAGUGUGUGUUUGCACUGCGUGAGGAAAACAAAGGCGACAUGGCCAACGUGCUCAACUACAUCUUCUCCCAUGCUCAAGUCACCAAGAAGAACCUGCUGGUUACUAUGCUGAUUGAUCAGCUGUGUGGCCGGGAUCCCACACUGACAGAUGAACUGAUGGCCAUCUUGACUGAACUCACCCAGCUCAGCAAGACAACCAAUGCCAAGGUGGCACUGCGGGCCCGGCAGGUGUUGAUAGCUUCCCACCUCCCUUCUUAUGAGCUACGACACAACCAGGUGGAGUCCAUCUUCCUCUCUGCAAUUGACAUGUAUGGACACCAAUUCUGCAUCGAGAACCUGCAGAAACUGAUCCUUUCAGAAACGUCCAUCUUUGAUGUUCUGCCCAACUUCUUCUACCACAGUAAUCAGGUAGUCAGGAUGGCUGCUCUUGAGGUGUACGUUCGCAGAGCAUACAUUGCCUAUGAGCUCAACAGUGUUCAGCAUCGUCAACUGAGGGACAACACGUGUAUAGUAGAGUUCCAGUUCAUGCUUCCCACCUCGCAUCCCAACAGAGGGAACAUCCCCACUCUAAACAGGAGAAUGUCUGCUCCAAUCCUGGACAUUAUAAAUGCCGCGGACACUAGAUUUCAGGAAACUAAACCCCAGGACCUUAAAGCACAAGAUAGUAAAUCUAAGGAUGAUAGUGCUGAGAAGAAAAACGCCUCAGAUACGGAUACUGUGGACAGGAUGUCAUUCUCAUCCAACCUAAACCACUACGGCAUGGUGCAUGUAGCCAGCGUCAGUGACGUUCUGCUUGACACGUCCUUUACGCCACCUUGUCAGCGCAUGGGAGCCAUGGUUGCGUUCCGCUCCUUCCAGGAGUUCACCAGGAACAUAAACGACGUGUUGAGCUGCUUCUCUGACUCUCCGCCAUCAAGUCCCACCUUCCCAGAGGGAGGUAAUCCUGUCCUGUAUGGCGAAGAGGACAACAAGAGCGUGCAGGACGAGCCUAUCCAUAUCCUGAAUGUGGCUAUAAAGACCGACAGCGACAUUGAUGACGACGGCCUGGCCGCCAUAUUCCGAGAGUUUACUCACUCAAAGAAAUCUAUGCUGUUUGAACAUGGCAUCCGUAGGCUGACUUUCCUUGUGGCCCAGAAGAGAGAAUUUCCCAAAUUUUUCACAUUCCGUGCAAGAAACAAGUUUGAGGAGGACAGGAUCUAUCGUCAUUUGGAGCCGGCACUAGCUUUCCAAUUGGAGCUCAAUCGCAUGCGCAAUUUUGCCCUAAGUGCCAUCCCAUGUUCCAACCAUAAGAUGCACUUGUACCUGGGUGCAGCCCGUGUGGAGGUGGGCACAGAGGUUACGGACUACCGUUUCUUUGUGCGAGCCAUUAUCCGCCACUCCGAUCUGGUCACAAAGGAGGCCUCUUUUGAAUACCUUCACAAUGAGGCAGAGCGUCUGCUGCUGGAAGCCAUGGAUGAGCUGGAGGUGGCUUUCAACAACACGACUGUACGAACUGACUGCAACCAUAUCUUCCUCAAUUUUGUCCCCACAGUCAUCAUGGACCCAUCAAAGAUUGAGGAGUCUGUGCGCUCCAUGGUGAUGCGUUACGGCAGCCGUUUGUGGAAGCUGCGUGUCCUGCAGGCCGAACUGAAAAUUAACAUCCGCCUGACUCCAACUGGAAAGCAAAUCCCCAUCCGCCUCUUCCUCACCAAUGAAUCAGGCUACUACCUGGACAUCAGCCUGUACAAGGAGGUCACUGAUUCCCGAACGGGACAGAUCAUGUUUCAAGCAUAUGGUGACAAGCAGGGUCCGCUGCACGGCAUGCUCAUCAACACCCCCUAUGUGACCAAGGACCUGCUGCAGUCUAAGCGCUUCCAGGCGCAGUCUCUGGGCACCACCUAUGUCUAUGACUUUCCAGAAAUGUUCAGACAGGCUCUGAAAAAGCUGUGGCACUCAUUCCAGGCCUUUGCCACCUUACCCAAAUGCCCGCUUCCUUCUGAGCUGCUUACCUUCACAGAGCUGGUUCUUGACGCCCAAGGCCAGCUGGUGCAGAUGAACAGACUGCCAGGGGGCAAUGAGAUUGGUAUGGUGGCAUGGCGGAUGACCCUGCGUACUCCAGAAUAUCCAGCGGGGCGUGAGAUCAUCGUCAUAAGUAAUGACAUCACACACAAGAUAGGCUCAUUUGGACCCCAGGAGGACUUGUUGUUCCUGCGAGCCUCAGAGAUGGCACGAGAGAGCGGCAUCCCCCGAAUCUACAUCGCAGCCAACAGUGGCGCCCGCAUUGGGCUGGCAGAGGAAAUCAGACACAUGUUCCAUGUUGCCUGGCAAGAUACAGCUGACCCUUAUAAGGGUUUCAAGUAUCUCUACCUCACACCUCAGGACUACAAGAAAGUUUCCGCCUUGAACUCUGUGCAUUGCGAACAUGUGGAGGAUGAGGGAGAAUCUAGGUACAAGAUCACUGACAUCAUUGGAAAAGAUGAAGGGUUGGGUGUGGAGAAUCUGAAAGGGUCUGGAAUGAUUGCUGGAGAAUCCUCUCUGGCUUAUGAUGAGAUCAUCACCAUGAACCUGGUCACAUGCAGGGCCAUAGGGAUUGGGGCCUAUCUGGUGAGGCUUGGACAGAGAACCAUUCAAGUGGACAACUCUCACAUUAUCCUUACUGGAGCUGGAGCACUCAACAAGGUGCUGGGCAGAGAAGUGUACACAUCAAACAACCAACUUGGUGGCAUUCAAAUCAUGCACAACAAUGGUGUGACCCACUCUACUGUUUGUGACGACUUUGAGGGAGUCUUCGCACUUCUGCAGUGGCUGUCCUACAUGCCCAUGUGUAAAUCUAGUCCAGUGCCCAUCCUCAACGCCAAGGAUCCCAUAGAUCGUCUGGUGGAUUUUGUGCCUACAAAGACUCCGUAUGACCCUCGCUGGAUGCUAGCAGGACGUCCCAGCCCGACUCAAAAGGGGACCUGGCAGAGUGGCUUUUUUGACCAGGGCUCCUUCAUGGAGAUCAUGCAGCCAUGGGAGAGUGUAGUGGUAGGCAGAGCCAGACUGGGUGGGAUACCUACCGGAGUGGUCGCCGUGGAAACCAGGUCAGUGGAGCUGUCAAUCCCAGCCGAUCCAGCCAAUUUGGACUCUGAGGCGAAGAUCAUCCAGCAGGCAGGGCAGGUGUGGUUCCCAGAUUCUGCUUUCAAAACAGCCCAGGCCAUUAAAGACCUGAACAGAGAGGGCCUACCUCUUAUGGUGUUUUCAAACUGGAGGGGCUUUUCUGGAGGAAUGAAAGAUAUGUACGACCAGGUGUUGAAGUUUGGGGCCUACAUUGUGGACGGGCUAAGGGAGUACAAGCAGCCCGUACUGGUUUAUAUCCCCCCCCAGGCUGAGCUGAGAGGAGGAUCCUGGGUGGUUAUAGAUCCCACCAUCAACCCCCGUCACAUGGAGAUGUACGCUGACAAGGACAGCCGAGGUGGAGUUUUGGAGCCUGAAGGAACAGUGGAGAUCAAAUUCAGGAAAAAGGACCUGGUGAAGACAAUGAGGAGAGUGGAUCCGAUCUACAUGGGCUUGGCUGAAAAACUGGGAACACCAGAGCUGAGUCCCCCUGAUUGUAAAGAGCUGGAGACCAAGCUGAAGGAGCGCGAGGAGUUUCUCCUGCCUAUCUACCACCAGGUGGCUGUGCAGUUUGCAGACCUCCACGACACCCCAGGUCGCAUGCAAGAGAAGGGCGUAAUAACGGAUAUCCUUGAUUGGCCAACGUCCCGUCAGUUCUUUUACUGGCGCCUGCGGCGCCUGCUGCUGGAGGACACCGUGAAGAUGAAGAUCCAAGCGGCCAACAGUGAGCUGACAGACGGACAGACCCAGGCAAUGCUGCGCCGCUGGUUUGUGGAGGCCGAGGGGACUGUCAAGGCCUAUCUGUGGGAUAAUAAUGAAGAGGUGGUGGCAUGGCUGGAGAGGCAACUAGCUGAAGAAGAGGGCGCAAGGUCUGUCGUCGAUGAGAACAUCAAGUACAUCCGCCGAGAUCACAUCCUCAAGCAGAUACGCAGCCUCGUCCAAGCCAAUCCAGAGGUUGCCAUGGAUUCUAUAGUGCACAUGACCCAGCACAUCUCGCCCACACAGAGAGCCGAGGUGGUCCGAAUCCUGUCCACAAUGGAGACGUCAGCCUCCUCCUAGUGGGAGUCUGGCCUCUCCUCCCCGCCUGGCUGAAGCACGGCUCAGGCCGCAACCACAGCCAAAGGAAGCCCGGCUCAGCCAGACCUGCUCCGGACUGAGACCUGGGCUGGAAACUGAGGCUGGAGGAGCCAACAGGAUGGCCCUACUGGUUACUGAUGAAUUGUUGGCUAUGAUUCUUACUAAGCAAGGGUUCACAUGACUGACAUCAAUUAAGACGUUUUGUAAAUUGUUUUACAUGUACGCUAGUGUUGAGAUAAAUCCAUGUAUUUGUAUUCAAGUGCAAUUGAAAAUUGACUAAAGAAAUAUCUAAUAUGGUCUGUUUGGAGUUUACAUAGUUGGCCCAGAUGGAUGUUUGAUGCUUCCAUGAUAAUCAGUGACCUCAACACAACAAUAAAUUUAAAAAUGUUGUCAUAUUUAAAAUGCACCUUGGUUUGUGACAUAUGCUUGUUCAAAUUCGCAAGCAUUUUGAUGACCGACUCGACAAUGACAACACAUUGCUGGGUGCAUUAGCGAUAAAGGGGUUUUUACACUUCUAAAUAAGGAGUCCUUAGUUACUGAACAAAGACAGGGAACUCUUUAACAGAUCUGGACAGGAGAGCCCAGCAGGGAGCAGGGACAAGGUCCCUUUUAGACCCCGACUGUUUCACAGUUACCCUGCAGUGAGCAACGGGCAGUUCGCCUCACAACAAAACCACAGCAGCUGUCCCGUCUGUUCUCACUCACACAGUACACACAUGCUGCUUGAGAUGCACUUUACUGCUUACUGUUCACUCACAUUGCACCCAGAAUCUAACGGGCCCUGUUUUAACUGCUGCAUCUUGCAUAUAUACAAACAUGCAAAAACCCUACAUGCACAAAGUGGUACAAGCAGUAAUACACACAGACAUAAUAAUAGUUAAAAUGGGCAUUGAUAAUGGGACUAUGUAGAGUGGUUAACAGCAUGUAGUCUGUAUCCCUUGGCUUACUUUUUUUUUUUUGGACAACUGGUUUUAGUGUAUGCUCCUUAAACAAAUUAUUACAAUUUUAUUAUUUUUUUUAACUAAAGAAAUAUUUUUGAAUCAACAAUUGGAUGGCUAAAUCGUAAACUGUCUGUGAAGAAAAAAAAAAAAGACUGUUCACUGAACUUACAUGUUACAUGUUAAAUAUGGUGUCUAAUUUACACUGUAACCCACACUAACUGUUCUAUUUAAAGUUUGUACCUUAUGUACAUGAAAUGUUACUUAUAUUUAAUAUUAUUUUUUGAAAUUAAUGUUUGAAUCGCAUAGUACUUCUCUACUUGAGUUUGUUACUGAAGACAGGCAUAGUGUGGCAUCUGUAUGAGAAUAAGAGUACAUAGUAACAGUAAAACAGCACCCUAAUGUUUCAGUCCUGUAGAUCAUUGUGUCAUAUAUGCUCUGCAGAAAAUCCAACUUGAAAUUGCUUAGUGGUCCAUGCUGUGCCUUUCACAUGGCUGUACUGUAUUGACAUGUAGUCCAGUUUCUUUAUAAGUAACUGGUUGGAGAGGAUGGAGAACAAUUUAAACUGAAGACUCUAACUGUGUGUGCAAAUCUAAUAAAGCUUACCCAACAUAGUUGGAAGUGUGUGUGCAAAAA
Perca fluviatilis (European perch) is the source of this 8946-nucleotide messenger RNA. RefSeq names its product acetyl-CoA carboxylase 1-like. Gene Ontology annotation, biological process: fatty acid biosynthetic process. The record is from RefSeq and is a predicted model, not a curated record. Gene Ontology annotation, molecular function: acetyl-CoA carboxylase activity; metal ion binding; ATP binding. NCBI's taxonomy places the organism in Eukaryota, Metazoa, Chordata, Actinopteri, Perciformes, Percidae.